AUGGGCUGCCGACCGUCGCAGCCUGCAGGAGGCGAGAGACGCGUCCCCGCGCCCAAGAAGGGCUGGGAAGAGGGAGCCAAGGCUGAUGUCAACGAGACUUGUUCCGAGGAGCGUUGCAGUCCCCAGACUGAAGCUGCGCUGCCCAGGGAUGCUGUGGGCCAUGCAGAAGGCUCAGAGCCCCCUGCCCAGAUGGGAAGCUUACCUGGGGCCAUUCCAGAAAGUUCUCCAUUUCCCAGUGAAAAAAACAGAAAAGAAAAUUCAGAACUAGUGAUCAAUGGACUAAUUAAUAAGCACCAAGCCCUAGAGAAUCAAGAGCGACAAAAGUCAUCAGACAUCCUAGAGGAACUAAUUGUACAAGGAAUAAUACAGAGCCGCAGCGGAGUAUUUAGAAAUGGAGAAUCAUAUGAUGUCAUGGUGCACACAACUGAGAAGCCACUGAGAAAGCCACCAGCCAGACUGAAAAAGCUCCAGAUCAAAAAGACAGAGAAAGAUCUCACAAGGAAGGACGGAGACCAGAAAAUGCAGGCGGCAGAGGCGCACCGCAAGACUAAAGAAGAAGAAACAAGAAAAAGGCUACAGCACGAGCGACUUUUGUUCCCAGGCCAUGGCUCAGAGGUAGCAAAAGUGGGCGGGGCCGAGGUGCCACCUGCCAAGGGACAUCACACGGUGAGUUUUGCCAUGUUGGAACCAUCUGACCCUGUCCUGCAGAGAGGAGAGCCCGGGAGCAAGGAGCAGGAUCAACACGAGGCCACCUCCACCGACAGAAACUCCGAUUAUGGAAGUAUUGGCGCCGUGGAGUCAGACAUGUCCUACAACCGGGAGGAGGACGCUUUCUAA
This is a messenger RNA of Lepus europaeus (European hare), 837 nucleotides long. It is a transcript of the gene STMND1, whose product is annotated as stathmin domain containing 1. The record is from RefSeq and is a predicted model, not a curated record. The coding region runs from base 1 to 837 and encodes 278 amino acids. Gene Ontology annotation, cellular component: cytoplasm; neuron projection. Lineage: Eukaryota; Metazoa; Chordata; Mammalia; Lagomorpha; Leporidae. The transcript has 5 exons. Gene Ontology annotation, molecular function: tubulin binding. Gene Ontology annotation, biological process: neuron projection development; microtubule depolymerization; regulation of microtubule polymerization or depolymerization.